AUGAAUGGCCACGUCGAACCUGCUGCACUGCCAGCGCAUCGCGCAUCCACGGAUUCCGAAACCGAGCAGCCGCCGCGAUUCGACGAGCAGCAGGCGCUAAGCACGCUGGACGUUGCGUGCCUCAUUAUCAACAAGAUGAUAGGGGGAGGCAUAUUCGUGUCGCCGAGGAUAGUUGCCCACUUGACUGGCAACAAGCUCAUCGCUUUGUCCCUCUGGAUUUUUGGAGGAGUAUAUUCGUUCUGCAGUAUCUACAUAUAUCUUGAAUAUGGCCUCGCGUGGCCUUACAAUGGUGGCGAGUUUAUCUACAUAUCCAAGAUUUUCCCCGUGCCUCCUCUGCUUUUCGCCAGCGCCUUCGCAUGGGUUUUCAUCGCAUCCGCAACACCCACCUCCAACUCAGUUACGUUUGCGCGCUAUAUCAACCCGACCAAGGAUGGCCAACCCGAUGUCUGGUUCACCAAGUUCUUCGCGUGCGUGAUCGUGGUGGGAAUAUGCGCGGUACACUAUCGACUCGUGAACAUCGGUAUCUGGGCGAACGACUGCCUGGCGGUAUACAAGGUCCUGUUCUUGCUGGUGCUGGUCCUAGCCGGGUUCGUGGAAACCUGUCGCCAGGGAGCUGACGGCGGCUUGCUGGGACUCGGAGACUAUGCCACGACUCACGGAAGCCCUUCGCCAACUAACGUUGCGCUGGCUAUCCUCCAGGUUCUGUACAGUUACCAGGGCUGGGAAAACGCCAACUAUGUGACAUCGGAGAUCAAGGGGGCAGGAGAGCAUAAGAAACGAAGGUUGAAGCGCGGUGCGUUCAUCGCGAUCAGUAUUGUCAUGUUUCUCUAUAUCUCCUUCAACAUGUUUGUGUUUUUCAUCAUGGACUUUGCUUCAGUCACCAAUCCCCGGAAUAAUGUCGCCGCAGACUAUGCCAUCAGCGUUUUCCGAACAAGCCAUACCAAGAUGGCGAGCCACGCGAUCUACGUCAACAUUGCAUUGGCCGCCGCUGGAAACAUCAUCGGAGUCACCUUUAGCAAUGCCAGGGUGAACCGCGAUAUUGCGAAGCAUCGCAUUAUCCCAUUCUACAAGUUCUUCUCCAAAAGUUCCAAGUAUGGGAGUACCCAGUGGGACAACCUGGGCACUCCGACUGGUGGUCUGAUCCUCCAAGCUCUGGUUACCUGCAUAACCAUUGCAUCCUACGAGCCAUACAGGACCAACCUUACAAUGUACACGUAUGGCCAUGCCGUGGUGUGCUGCGCGCUUGGUAUUGGGGUCUUCUUUAUUCGAAAGCGAAUGAACCAGUACGAGACAAGUUCCACUGACCCAGCAGACAAGACAUAUGGCAACCACUGGAAGUACCAGGUAAUGAAGUCAAGCCAGCUCCGCUACACAGCCACCAUCUUCUUCAUAGUCGUCAACCUGUUCCUUGUCGUUGUCCCGUUUAUACCCUCGGAUAACCCCGACGGAACCCCCAGAGAUACACCCUCGUGGGUGCAGCCGGUCAUCGUCACUGCUCUUUACGCUUUGGGAGCCUCAGUUUCGCUUUAUAUUAUCACCUUCGUAGAGGAUCUCAAAUUCCGCGGCAGCAGGUACAACGUUCACGAUCCCAGCGACUUGAGCGGUUUUAUCAACUACAAUGAGCGACGGUGGAUCGUGAGGUAUCCGGGCUAUCCCGAAUGGCCAUGGGGCUGGAAAAGCGCGUUCAGGCUGCUUCCAACGUUGUUUACACCCCUUUCCUGGGAAAGGAUCAAAGAGAGACUCUUCACAAAUGGUGAAGCGGAGGCAGCGAAAGAGCUGAGAAGGAAGGCCCAGCAGCCGCUGGAACCAGCGUACAGGCUUGAACAAUACCUGGUCCUUCCCUGA
Molecule: messenger RNA, 1845 nt
Organism: Aspergillus nidulans FGSC A4
Lineage: Eukaryota; Fungi; Ascomycota; Eurotiomycetes; Eurotiales; Aspergillaceae
Product: APC family permease
Exons: 8
Coding region: 1-1845 (614 amino acids)
Biological process (GO): L-alpha-amino acid transmembrane transport; transmembrane transport
Cellular component (GO): membrane
Molecular function (GO): transmembrane transporter activity
Source: RefSeq, a predicted model, not a curated record